Messenger RNA from Blastocystis hominis, 2694 nucleotides. RefSeq lists its product as hypothetical. The record is from RefSeq and is a predicted model, not a curated record. Gene Ontology annotation, biological process: protein folding. Gene Ontology annotation, cellular component: cytosol; nucleus. The coding region runs from base 1 to 2694 and encodes 897 amino acids. The transcript is spliced from 9 exons. Gene Ontology annotation, molecular function: ATP binding; ATP-dependent protein folding chaperone. NCBI's taxonomy places the organism in Eukaryota, Bigyra, Opalinata, Blastocystidae.
AUGAGCACUGGAUAUUUGAACGAAACUGGAAUAGACCUUGGGUCUUUUGAAAUUACAUGUUUCAAAGGAUCAAAUACGAUUACUGCUCAUCCUGAUUCUUGUUAUGAAGUUGUGACCAAUGAUAUUGAAAUCAAAUAUCAGUUUCCGAAAGAAUCAUCAAUGUCUCGAAUCAUACUAAGCAAUAUAACCAUCAAUAACACGACUCCAUUGUACAUCAGUUUAUUGGAUUUUUUUGUAAAUGAAGAAGAAGAACAUAUUUUCUGUCCACUUGAAAUCGAAAAGUGGAAGAAUUGCCUUGUAAAACUCAAGUUUGGAAAAACUGACCCAAUCUCCAUCGAUACAAUCACAAUGAAGCAUGGGGAUUUAUAUACAAACAUGUACUCAUUAGUGAAUGAGGAGACUCGAAAGAAUAAAAUUUCAGAGUAUAGGCCAAUUAUAGCCGUUCCUACAGUGAUGUCCCCGGAGCAUUUGAAGUUGCUCUCUAAAACUAUGCUUUGCUACAAUCUUCCCAAGCCUAUUUUCGUUGAAGGCAGCAUAGCAUUCGGUGUUUCCUUUGGCUUUUUGACAUAUCAAGCUAUGAGGAAGAAAGAAUACGUGGUUGUUGUAAACUGCGGAGAUGUUUUCCUCACUGUUUCUGUGAUCGAAUUCAAGAAGAACGAAAUGAAGAUGAUGUACACCAAGUCAGCACAAUUUGGAGGACGCAUUUUAACGAAGCGGCUUCGCGAUUUUGCAAUCAGCAAAUCGAAUCGGAAGGAUGUUUCCUCCUUAACGGAGUACCAGUUGCUUCAAGAGAUGGUGAAAUGGAAGAAUCAAAUCAACACUCACCAGAUCAAUACGACGAUGAUGUCGAUUAUCGGAGCCUUUGGAAACGAAAACGACGACGAUUUGGAGCUUCUGAUCAACCACUCCGAGUUUGAGGAUUACUGCAAGGAGAGUUUGAAGCCGUUCGAGGAGGUUUUGCAAGUGACAUUGAAGUACUUGGAAAGCAAAAAGAUUAGUAUGUAUUCGGUUGUUCCGAUGGGCGGCGCGAUGCGAUCCGUUCUGCUUCAGGAAGUGACCACCACGAUUUUGAAGAAGCCGCUCUCGCUCACGGCUCGAAUGGACGAAGAGAAUGCGAUGGGAGCGUGCCGAAUCUCCCAUCUACUGCGAGAAAAGCGAAUUACGUUCAAUGAGAAGCUGAAGAAUUGCGGAGUCAUGUUCGUGAAGAGCGCAGGGAAGAUGUACUACUUCGUGAAUUGCUCGGAUGAGUAUUUGAAUGGGUUGAAGGAGUCCAUGUGGCAGUCGCUGAGCGAGUGCAGUCCGGAGGAAUUGGCGCAGUGUAGUGAGGAAAAGGGUGUGAAGUAUUUGCUGAAUAAAACGAAAGAGGACGAAGAAGAAAGCAAGCAAGUCACGAAGACGCAUGAUUAUGUGGAUGCGGUUCUGGUCUCUGUGAAUAACUUUAUCACCCGAAAUCAGCUGAACGAUCCCCAAAAUCCGAUCAAUGUCAAAUACAAAGAGUACCAGAUGAAAUGCGUCAAGCCAGCGACCUUUGCGACAAAGGAAGCGCGAGAGAAUAUCAAGCGCGAUUUGGAUGAAUGGUGCAAGCAGAACAAUAUCCCGAUCGAUGAGAAUGCUGGGAAAUACGUGCCUUCGCUUAUGGGAAAUCAGUACAAUGGACUCAAUUCGCAACACUCGGCAUCGAAUUCGCAGCAGAAGAGUAAUUCUUCCGAAAACCAGCCUUCUGCUAACUCAAUGGCGCCAUCCAAGCACGCUUCUUCUUUCCAGGAUCAGACAAAUGAUGGCAGAGCUUCCGUCUCUCCAACUCAGACCGCCCCAAUCGGCGGAAAUUUGUCUUCAUCAAAUCAGCUCAAUGGCAGUUCUGUGCCAGAAUCAAUUCAACCGAGCAGCCAGUCAGUACCGACUACUUCCAACACCAAUCCGAAUGUCCCCUCUAAUGUGAAUGUGAUAUGCGACCCUGCUUUAUCGGCUACCGAGCAACAGCCAAGUGUAAGUAACCCCACAGUGCUGAAUCCUCCUUUUAUUUCCGGUCCAACUCAAGUUGACAGUGCUUCUAUUCCCACUCCUCCUACCGUUCCUCCUACUGUUACAACUCAAGAUACAGAACUUUCUAUCUCCAUUCCUCUUUCUUCUUCUGCUACUGCUGAUGCUACUGCUGCGCCCAAUGGACCAAUGAACAUUCCCAUGAUUUCUCCUCCUACCAGUGGAAUCAAUUAUACGCAAUCUGGUUCGAUCACCUAUUCUGUAAAUCGUUCUCUGAAUAACAAUGCUAUUGGUGGUAUUUCUUCUACGAAUUCAAAUCCGGAAAACUCUUCUCUGUUUAUCCCAAAUCCUGUUCUAUCGAAUUCUACUGUCCCUCAAAACAACGAGAUAUCUUUAAAUGGUGAUAAUAAUCAUUCUCAACCAAGUAAUGCUUCUGGUGAUUCGAUUUCUCCUCCACCUGUCGAAAAAGGAACUGGCCGAGAGAUGAACGAGAAAUACAGGAAUCAAGCCCCUGAAAAUCCUGCUUACAUAGAUAGGUCUGGUGUAUCGGAGGAUGUGGCUCCAAACCCCCCCACCCUUUGCACAUCAACAUUAAAUGAGAAUGAUGGUAAUGUUCCCACUCAGCAUAAAAAUGAAGACGAGAGUGAUCAUCAAGAUCAAGAUGCAGAAUAUGAUAGUGAUGACGAUUGCAAGAAAGGCUGUACUUGUUACUGA